AGCUCCCCACAGAAUCGCAAACCCACCAAAUUCGUAAAUUGGAGAAUAAAAAAGAAAGCAAAUUUAAUAAAAUAAAAAAAAAAGGAAUUGAAGAAAAGGCAAAGAAGAUCGGGUUGUGAUGAGCAAAACCCAGAAACCAAAAAAAGGGAAAGGAGAUAACUUGUCCACAGUAGUAGCUCUAUGAUUUUUUCUCACACGCGUCUUCUUCAUCGCCUAGCUUCUGGUUUCUCUCUCUUGCCCCUUCGGCUUGAUUUUGGGGUUUUGAAUUUUGUUCUGGUCCCAUGAGAACUCGGAGAUGGAAAGAAAAUAUGGAAGUGGUGAAAUAAGUUGGGUGUUAGACUGAGAAAUCUUUGGUGGGUGUUAGUCUGAGUCGACUCGGUGGCUUGGUUGUGUACCAUCGCGAGGAAAGGGGGUUCUUGUAUUUUGGGGCUCUUGCCUUAAAGUCGACAAAAGAAGGAUAACUUGUCCCCUGAAGAGGUUAUAUGAAAUCUUCUCAUGUUGUGAAGUGUUGAGUUGGCAGGAGUACUUGUCAUUGUCUGAAACCCACAUCUCUGACAUAUGCGGUAAUGCAACUCUCAACCCUUUUGUGCGAUUUAGCUUUGGAAGUGGUAGAGAGAUAAGUCUGCAAUGGGCGGGCAUUGAGGACCUUUUGGUGUAUGUUUUCUACUCAGGUGUUUGAUUAGAAUUGUGUUUGCGUAACUAUAGUUCUCGAGUUUGGGGGAAGGAGAAUAGGCUCUUUGUCCAUAAUUUGUAUGUGUUGUAGCUUCAUAAACUGCAUAAAGUUUGUUCCUUUGAGGUGAAAGAAUUGAUUCUGUUGUAAAGGAUACAAUUUGGUUUCUGGGCGCUAGAGGGGUGUUAGCGUUUUGGUGAAUUCUGUGACUGAGUUGAUAAGAAGCACUCCGAGUAAUGGAAAUGUCCUACAAGGAUGGUAAAGCCGGGAGUUUGGACAACGGGAAAUAUGUAAGGUACACACCUGAGCAGGUUGAAGCACUUGAGAGGCUGUAUCAUGACUGUCCCAAACCGAGUUCAAUUCGCCGUCAGCAGUUGAUUAGGGAAUGUCCUAUUCUCUCUAACAUCGAGCCAAAACAGAUCAAAGUUUGGUUCCAGAAUCGAAGAUGCAGAGAGAAGCAGAGGAAGGAGGCCUCUCGGCUUCAAUCUGUGAAUCGGAAGAUGACCGCCAUGAAUAAGCUCUUGAUGGAGGAGAACGAUAGGUUGCAGAAGCAAGUAUCACAACUGGUCUACGAGAACAGUUACUUCCGUCAACAUACCCAGAAUACAUCACUUCCAGCUAAAGACCCAAGCUGUGAAUCGGCGGUGACGAGUGGUCAACAACAAUUGGCAUCACAGAAUCCUCCAAGAGAUGCUAGUCCUGCAGGGCUUUUGUCCAUUGCAGAAGAAACUUUAGCAGAGUUUCUUUCGAAGGCGACUGGAACUGCUGUUGAGUGGGUCCAGAUGCCUGGAAUGAAGCCUGGUCCGGAUUCCAUUGGAAUCAUUGCUAUUUCUCAUGGUUGCACCGGGGUAGCAGCACGUGCUUGCGGCCUGGUCGGCCUUGAGCCUACGAGGGUUGCAGAAAUCGUCAAGGAUCGGUCCUCAUGGUUCCGCGAGUGCCGAGCUGUGGACGUUUUAAAUGUGCUGCCAACCACAAAUGGUGGAACCAUCGAGCUUCUUUAUAUGCAGCUCUAUGCACCAACUACAUUGGCUCCACCACGAGAUUUCUGGCUGUUGCGUUAUACCUCUGUUCUAGAAGAUGGCAGCCUUGUGGUGUGUGAGAGAUCUCUUAAGAACACUCAGAGUGGUCCUAAUAUGCCACCGGUUCAGCAUUUCGUUAGAGCCGAGAUGCUUCCCAGUGGGUACUUGAUACGACCCUGUGAAGGUGGCGGUUCAAUCAUACACAUUGUGGAUCAUAUGGAUUUGGAGGCUAGUAGUGUCCCUGAGGUCUUGCGCCCACUUUACGAGUCACCAAAAGUUCUUGCCCAGAAGACGACAAUGGCGUCUCUGCGUCAGCUCAAACAGAUUGCUCAGGAGGUUUCUCAGACUAGUGUUAGCAAUGGCUGGAGCAGGCGUCCUGCUGCUCUACGAGCUCUUAGUCAGAGGCUAAGCAGGGGCUUCAAUGAAGCUGUUAAUGGGUUCACCGAUGAAGGGUGGUCAGUGAUAGGCGAUGGCAUGGAUGAUGUGACAAUCCUUGUGAACUCUUCACCCGACAAGCUCAUGGAUUUGAAUCUUACCUUUGCCAACAACGGGUUUCCACAUGUUAGCAAUGCAGUUCUAUGUGCAAAAGCUUCAAUGCUUUUACAGAACGUUUCUCCGGCAAUCUUGCUUCGUUUUCUGAGGGAGCAUAGGUCAGAAUGGGCUGACAACAGCAUUGAUGCGUAUUCUGCAGCGUCGAUUAAAUUGGGUCCCUGCAGUUUACCGGGUGCUUGGGUUGGAGGAUGUGGAGGACAGGUUAUUCUCCCUCUUGCUCAUACCAUCGAGCAUGAAGAGUUCUUGGAAGUCAUCAAGUUGGAAGGUCUUGGUCAUUCACCCGAAGAUGCAAUCGUUCCCCGGGAUAUCUUCCUUCUGCAACUUUGUAGCGGAAUAGAUGAGAGUGCUGUCGGGACCUGUGGUGAACUCAUCUUUGCUCCGAUCGAUGCUUCUUUUGCCGAUGAUGCCCCUCUGCUUCCUUCCGGUUUUCGCAUAAUCCCUCUUGAUCUGGGAAAGGAAGUGCCUAGUCCAAAUCGAACCCUCGACCUUGCAUCAGCAUUGGAAGUUGGGUCGGCUGGAACAAAAGCAUCCACUGACGGGUCGGGAAACUCCAGCUGUACGAGGUCUGUGAUGACGAUAGCAUUUGAGUUUGCUUUCGAGAGCCACAUGCAGGAUCAUGUGGUAUCCAUGGCCAGACAAUAUGUCCGAAGCAUCAUAUCGACGGUUCAAAGAGUGGCCUUAGCUCUCUCCCCUUCUCACAUGAGUUCGCAAGCUGGCCUGCUCACCUCACUGGGUACACCCGAAGCUCAGACGCUUGCUCGUUGGAUUUGCCAUAGUUACAGGUGCUUCAUGGGUGUUGAGUUACUGAAAUCAAGCGAUGGAAAUGAAUCCAUUCUCAAGAACCUGUGGAAUCAUUCAGAUGCUAUAAUGUGCUGCUCGCUUAAGGCUUUGCCCGUCUUCACGUUUGCCAACCAAGCUGGUCUCGACAUGCUAGAGACUACAUUGGUUGCCCUUCAAGACAUCUCUCUGGAGAAGAUAUUCGAUGACAACGGCCGGAAGACUCUCUGCUCGGAGUUCCCCCAGAUCAUGCAACAGGGAUUUGCGUGCCUUCGGGGCGGGAUAUGCCUCUCGAGCAUGGGGAGACCGGUCUCAUACGAUAAGGCGGUGGCUUGGAAGGUACUUAACGAGGAAGAAAAUGCUCAUUGCAUCUGCUUUGUGUUCAUCAACUGGUCUUUUGUGUGAACUCUUUUGGUUCUGUAACCACCCUGUCCUGUCUCGAAAUCUGCCUGUUGCUAUAUCUUCUGGAUGACGACUGCUUUGUUGCUUUGGGCUUGUUCUUGUCGAACUCAAAUGUUUCAGUCUGGUGGAAAACCUGAGAACAGUAUGUGGAUUGAAAUCCUGCGUGUGGAUUGACUCGGUUCUUGUUUCAGAACUUAACUCGGUUGUGACUCAGUCCAGACAUCUAUCUAUCCAUAAAUGCUUUGUCCA
Tarenaya hassleriana is the source of this 3669-nucleotide messenger RNA. Its product is annotated as homeobox-leucine zipper protein ATHB-15. The transcript is spliced from 20 exons. The record is from RefSeq and is a predicted model, not a curated record. Gene Ontology annotation, molecular function: DNA binding; lipid binding; DNA-binding transcription factor activity. The coding region runs from base 907 to 3423 and encodes 838 amino acids. NCBI's taxonomy places the organism in Eukaryota, Viridiplantae, Streptophyta, Magnoliopsida, Brassicales, Cleomaceae.